Messenger RNA from Peromyscus eremicus (cactus mouse), 483 nucleotides. Its product is annotated as cytoplasmic polyadenylated homeobox-like protein. The transcript is spliced from 5 exons. The coding region runs from base 1 to 483 and encodes 160 amino acids. Gene Ontology annotation, biological process: regulation of transcription by RNA polymerase II. Gene Ontology annotation, molecular function: RNA polymerase II cis-regulatory region sequence-specific DNA binding; DNA-binding transcription factor activity, RNA polymerase II-specific. The record is from RefSeq and is a predicted model, not a curated record. Gene Ontology annotation, cellular component: nucleus. Lineage: Eukaryota; Metazoa; Chordata; Mammalia; Rodentia; Cricetidae.
AUGACGGGCACAGAGGACAAUGGCGGCAAAACGAGGGCAGGGCACGGAAGAAGAAGGUUAAAACCGCGACAUAAGUUUACCGAAGUUCAGCUGAAGAUACUCAGAAAAGUGUUUGAAAAUAGAAAUUAUCCACAUGUCGAAACCAAGGAUAAGCUGGCACAGUGUUUCAGGUGCCAAGUGUACGUGAUUGAAAACUGGUUUCAGAAUAAAAGAUCCAGGCUACGACCAAAAUUGAAAGGCAAAAAUUUUGCCGCCAAGAGAACGCACAAGAGCCAAGACUACAUGCUUACAGGCCACCAGGACACCCAGACCCAGGAAGCUUCUGGCUCACGUGACUCCGCGAUCCAAAGCAUCGGAAUGAGAUCAAGUGGCGCUGCGUGUCAUCAAGGCGCCAGUGGAAGUGGAUCUCCUCUCAACUUCACACCGACAAACUUUGCUCUUCCCUCUAUGAACCUGACACUGAAGAACUACCUGCUGCACUAG